CUCCCGUCUCCGGUGCGGUGGCUGGGCCCUGUGUGCGGCCGCGCGUCUCUCCCCAUGGCCGGGCGGCUCGUGCUGUGGCUGCUGCUCGGGCUGGGCCCGGCGGGCGGCGCCCACAUCAAGAAGGCGGAGGCGGCGGCGGGCGAGGGGGAGGCCCCGGGCCAGGCCCCGGGCUACCUGCGCUCGGCCGAGCUGGGCGCGGCGCUGCGGGCGCUGGCUGAGGGGGCCCCGCCGGGCCUGGCCCGGCUCUUCAGCAUCGGGCAGUCGGUGGAGGGGCGGCCGCUGUGGGUGCUGCGCCUGACGGCGGGGCUGGAGCCCGCGCGGCCCGAGGCGGAGCCAGGCGGGGCCCCGAUCCCCGGCCGCCCGCAGGUCAAGCUGGUGGGGAACAUGCACGGCGACGAGCCGCUGGGCCGGCCGCUGCUGCUGCGCCUGGCCCGGGAGCUGGUGUCCGGCUGGGCCCGCGGGGACGCCCGGGCCGGCCGCCUCCUCAACGCCACCGACCUCUACCUGCUGCCCAGCCUCAACCCCGACGGCUUCGAGCGGGCCCGCGAGGGCGACUGCGAGGGCGCGGCCCCGGGCGGCCGCGAGAACGGCCGCGGCAAGGACCUGAACCGCAGCUUCCCCGACCAGUUCGGGGCGGCCCAGCCCGACCUGGAGCCCGUGCCCGAGGUGCGGGCCCUGAUCGCCUGGAUGCAGCGCAACAAGUUUGUGCUCUCUGGGAACCUGCACGGGGGCUCUGUGGUUGCCAGCUAUCCCUAUGACGACUCUCCCAUGCAUGAGCCCAAUGGAAUCUAUAGCAAAUCAGCUGAUGAUGAAGUGUUUAAAUACCUGGCAAAAGCCUAUGCUUCGAACCACCCGAUAAUGAAAACUGGCACCCCAAACUGCCCUGGGGAGCAGUUUGAGACAUUCAAGGAUGGCAUCACCAAUGGAGCGCAUUGGUAUGAUGUAGAAGGGGGGAUGCAGGAUUACAACUACGUUUGGGCCGACUGCUUUGAGAUCACUUUGGAGCUGUCCUGCUGCAAGUACCCAAUGGCGUCCCAGCUUCAGCAGGAAUGGGAGUAUAACCGGGAAUCUCUCCUCACCUUCAUUGAGAAGGUCCACAUGGGAGUAAAAGGGUUUGUCAGGGACUCGGUCACUGGGUCUGGCCUGGCAAACGCGACCAUUGCUGUUGCUGGCAUCGAUCAUAACAUCACGGCGGGCAGAUUUGGGGACUACCACAGACUGCUCGUGCCUGGAACUUAUAACAUCACAGCAGCUGUCGUAGGUUAUGUGCCAAUGACUGUAGAGAACAUUGAGGUGAAAGAAGGGGCUGCAACAGGGGUGGACUUCUCCCUGCAACCUACUGUCCUGGUAUCUGUUCCUGACCAUACGCCAGCCCCCGCCACUCCUGCCCCAGGCUCCGCUACCAAUGCCACUGCCACAGCGAAGGCAGCAAGCCCAACUUCUCUCCACCAGCCGCUCCAGCCUGAGGACUUUCGCCACCACCACUUCCCUGACAUGGAGAUCUUCCUGCGGAGGUACGCCAGCGAGUACACCAACAUCACACGCCUCUACUCGGUGGGCAAGUCAGUGGAACAAAGGGAGCUGUAUGUGAUGGAGAUAUCGGAUAACCCAGGCGUCCACGAACCAGGUGAACCAGAGUUCAAGUACAUUGGGAAUAUGCAUGGGAAUGAAGUAAUAGGCCGAGAACUGCUUCUGAAUCUCAUCGAUUAUCUCUGCAAGAACUUUGGAACGGAUCCUGAAGUAACAGAGUUGGUGCUUAACACCCGAAUCCACAUCAUGCCCUCCAUGAACCCUGAUGGCUAUGAAAAAUCCCAAGAAGGAGACAGAAGCAGCACAGUUGGCAGAAACAAUAGUAACAACUAUGACCUGAACCGGAACUUCCCAGACCAGUUCCUCCCAACGACCGACCCACUGCAGCCAGAGACUCUUGCUGUCAUGAACUGGCUCCGGGCCUUUCCGUUCGUACUCUCGGCAAACUUGCAUGGAGGUUCUUUAGUGGUUAAUUACCCCUUUGAUGAUGAUGAGAAAGGAAUAGCCAUCUACAGUAAAUCACCAGAUGAUGGUGUGUUUCAGCAGCUUGCACUUUCUUAUUCCAAGGAAAAUACUCAGAUGUACCAGGGCAGCCCUUGUAAGGACAUGUACCCCAAUGAGUAUUUCCCCCAUGGCAUCACUAAUGGGGCUCACUGGUAUAAUGUUCAAGGGGGGAUGCAAGAUUGGAACUACUUAAACACAAACUGCUUUGAAGUGACCAUUGAGUUAGGCUGUGUGAAAUACCCAAAUGCUGAAGACUUGCCAAAAUACUGGGAGCAGAACCACCGAUCUCUGCUCCAGUUCAUAAAACAGGUUCACCAGGGUGUCAAGGGAUUUGUGCUGGACGCCACAGCCGGAAGGGGCAUCUCAAAUGCUACUAUUAGCGUUGCUGACAUCGACCACCCUGUCACCUCUUACAAGGCUGGAGACUAUUGGCGCCUGUUGGUUCCAGGGUCUUACAAAAUCACAGCCUCCGCCCGAGGGUAUAACCCGCUCACCAAGACCGUGACCGUCGGCAACAGAGGCGCGGUGCAAGUCAACUUCACUCUUUCACGAACAGAUUCCGAAGUUGAGGAGGGGAAGAUCCCGGUCAUCACCAACGAAGACACUAGCGAUCCCUCUGCCAAGGAGUUUGAGACUCUGAUCAAAGACCUCUCUGCUGAGAACGGCUUGGAACACCUCGUGCUAACCUCUUCAAUGGAUGUUUCUCCCUACCGCUACCAUCCAUACAAAGAUCUGUCCGACUUCCUUAGAGCCCUCAACUUGAACUACCCUCAGAUCACAAAUCUCACUAACUUGGGUCACAGCGUUGAGUACCGUCAAAUGUGGUCCCUUGAAAUAUCCAACAAACCCAACCAGUCUGAACCCGAGGAGCCCAAGAUCCGCUUUGUUGCUGGUAUCCAUGGAAAUGCUCCGGUUGGCACCGAACUGCUCCUGGCAUUGGCAGAGUUCCUCUGUAUGAACUACAAAAAAAAUGCAGCCAUCACCAAGCUGAUUGACAGGACAAGAAUUGUGAUUGUGCCGUCCAUAAAUCCAGACGGGCGUGAGAUCGCUCAGGAGAGAGAGUGCACAUCCAAGACUGGCCAAACCAAUGCUCACGGCAAAGAUCUGGACACAGACUUCACAAGCAAUUUCUCCUCAUACUCUGGGAUAGGAGAGCCGGAGACCAAAGCAAUCAUUGAGAACUUGAUCCUGAAGCGAGAUUUCAGCCUCUCUGUUGCACUGGAUGGUGGAUCUCUGCUUGUAACUUACCCAUAUGAUAAACCCGUGCAGACAGUGGAAAAUAAAGAAACUCUGAGACAUUUAGCAUCUCUGUAUGCAAACAACCAUCCGUCAAUGCAUCUAGGUCAGCCAGGCUGUAAAAAUGAGUCAGAUAAGAACAUUCCAGGAGGUGUCAUCCGGGGGGCAGAAUGGCACAGUCACCUGGGCAGUAUGAAGGAUUUCAGUGUCACUUUUGGCCAUUGCCCUGAGAUCACAGUGUAUACCAGCUGCUGUUACUUCCCAAGUGGUGGACAGCUCCCCAGUCUGUGGACCGAGAAUAAGAAGUCUCUCCUUAGCAUGCUUGUGGAGGUUCAUAAGGGAGUCCAUGGAUUUGUUCAAGACAAGAGUGGCAAGCCAGUGUCUAAGGCAGUCAUUGUACUCAAUGAAGGUGUGAGAGUAUACACAAAGGAAGGUGGCUAUUUCCAUGUGCUGUUGGCUCCAGGUUUACAUAACAUCAGUGCCACAGCUGAAGGAUAUCAGCAGAAACAUGUCUUGGUGCAGGUGCGCCAUGAUGCUGCCAGCUCCGUGGUGAUCGUGUUUGACAUGGAUAACAGGAUAUUUGGCCUUCAAAGGGAGCUUGUGGUAACUGUAGCAGGUGCCACCAUGUCAGCUGUGGUCCUCACAGCCUGCAUCAUUUGGUGCGUCUGCUCCAUCAAGUCCAACAGGCACAAGGAUGGCUUCCAUCGCCUACGGCAGCACAAUGACUACGAGGACGAGAUCCGCAUGAUGUCCACCGGCUCUAAGAAAUCGCUCCUGAGCCACGAAUUCCAGGAUGAGACAGACACUGAAGAAGAAACAUUGUACUCUAGCAAACACUGAUAGACACCAAGUGGAAAGGAAAGCUCCCUAUGGACAAGCCCUACAAUGGGGGGCUGCUCUUAUGCUUCAGAGAUCUGGAACGUUAGCUUGCAGAAUGUGUAAGCUCCAGAGACGUGGGUGGCAGUUCUCAACCUCCCGUGUUCUUUUUUGCUCCAUUCCUCCUUAUGCACGCGUCGGCUGAUGUCAGAGGCUGUGAACGCUGUCAGGUUUCUAGGUCUGGGGUUAGAGUUCCAUGUAAUGGAAACACUUGGAAGGCAACUUAUUAGUGUGUUCUGGCAUCAAGACUUGCUAGCAGUUUUCUCGACAGUCCAGCCUGGCGUAGGGAAAGUGGAGUAAUUACCAAAUGCCUGGCAGGGUCCAUCCUUCUAAGCUUUAAAGCCAUUAUUUAUCUCUACCUUUUUGAUUCUUUUCACUCUAUACAUUUUGGGGAAGCCUUGAUCAGUUAUGGCCAAGACUUCAGCUGCGCUGCCAGUGAGUGGCUUUAGAAAUGGACAGUGAGCUUGGCUUUUGGUUGCUCUGUCCCACUCCAAGGGUGCAGAGGUACUAUGGCCUGCUCUGCUCUACUGCAGGCUUCUGAAGUGUUUGCAGGGGAAUAAGUUUUACAGUCAGCCUGUCCAUGAAAUUGCCUCUGUAUUGAAAACUGACAGGUGGAAUAAUUUAGUCCAGGUGUGAAGCUCUCCACCUAAAGUGGGAGAGAGCUACAGUUAACGCAGUAGGAGUUGGGUGUCCAGUAGCUGUGCAACUCUGCCAUUCUCUAGUUAAAAGAAAAUCCUCAGGUUCAUUUGAACAGUCUUGUACAGAACCCCUAUUGCUUCUGGCUGGCCAUGUAGCCAAUGACACUUAGCGUUGCCUGUCUGAGAAUGAAGACUAGCUAGUAACCCAUGAGGGAGGAGUAACAGCAGCAUGACAGGAUAGCAUGCUCAGAGCAACUUGAGAGGGUUUCCAAGCAGACCGUGGUAAUUGCUCACUGUGGAUAUUGUCUAAAUGCUGCUAGUCACUAAUGUGCCUGCUCUGCCUUGUUCAUGUCUGCCGGAGUUUGAAACGCACUUGAACCUGCCCACCGCCCAGUAAACACAGCUAGUAUUCUGCAGCAGCAGUGAGAGCUCGCACCAUCUCCAUGACUCAGCUUCAGUCUCAAAUACCUGCAAGACUUCGCUUCCUCUCCCAGGUCCAUCUGAUACAGAAAAAUACCCGUUACUGACCACUGCUAUUGUUAAAAGCUGACCUCUUUGCUCCUGUAUUGAACCCCGAUGUUGCCUGACAUCCAGCCAGCAGGAUGGGCAUGGCACUGAAGGACCACAAGCAGAAUUCCUUUAAAUGUCCUUCCUGCUCUUUCCUAGUGAAAUGGCUGCUGUCAGUGACCAGAGUACAGCUGGGGUGGGUGUGGGUGUGGAGGGAUGUUUGGAUAGCACUUGAUGUGUAAACAGGAGCUGAGUGACGUGCUCUCUACCUGAGAGAACACUUGGAUUCAAAACUUAGCUAUUGUUGGCGCUAAAAGGCUCCUCUAGAAAGGGAGGAAUCUGUGCCACGAGGAGCUAAAUUAAACCUCCUGAUUCCCAAGGCCUUUGGCUCUUUCCAGUGUGCCUCCCCUUUCUGAGGAGGGGACUAGGGCCCAGCACCAUGAAGCAAAUGCCAGUAGUGCGCACUUCACGAGUAUAGUACUUGCAGGAAUUAAAUAGAGGAUGCAGUAAACAGGCCAGGCUCUUGCCUGAAAUGAACGAUUUGCUCGCGGAUCCACUCAGGAUAUUGCAGCCUGGAGCGAAGAAGAAAAUCCUCUUGUGAGACCCAAGGUCUGAGGUUCUCCAGCCUUUGCUGUAUGCACCCACCAGGCCCUCGCAGCCCUUGUGGAAAUGCAGCUGCCCAGGGAACCAGACAGUUUAGAUCUGUUUUGUAACCCACCAGUUGUUGCUGAAAUACUAAAUUCUGCAAAAGGUUAA
Messenger RNA from Trachemys scripta elegans, 6047 nucleotides. It is a transcript of the gene CPD, whose product is annotated as carboxypeptidase D. The transcript is spliced from 21 exons. The record is from RefSeq and is a predicted model, not a curated record. Gene Ontology annotation, biological process: proteolysis. Lineage: Eukaryota; Metazoa; Chordata; Testudines; Emydidae. Bases 55 to 4110 code for a protein of 1351 amino acids. Gene Ontology annotation, molecular function: zinc ion binding; metallocarboxypeptidase activity.